Molecule: messenger RNA, 1864 nt
Organism: Acipenser ruthenus (sterlet)
Lineage: Eukaryota; Metazoa; Chordata; Actinopteri; Acipenseriformes; Acipenseridae
Gene: gatb
Product: glutamyl-tRNA(Gln) amidotransferase, subunit B
Exons: 13
Coding region: 13-1701 (562 amino acids)
Biological process (GO): glutaminyl-tRNAGln biosynthesis via transamidation; mitochondrial translation
Molecular function (GO): glutaminyl-tRNA synthase (glutamine-hydrolyzing) activity
Source: RefSeq, a predicted model, not a curated record
ACCCAGAGGUACAUGGUUCUACACUGUCCGUGGACAAUGAUGGCUGCGUCCUCUGCAGGAGUGUGUACUGCUUGUACUAUUUUCAGGCUAAGUGGAAGAUACUGGUUUUCAAGGACUUUAAGUUAUAAUAAUAAUUUCAGCAUCAGGAAUGUACAGACAACUACACUGCAUUGCCAAAGCCAGCCUCAGACCAAAAGAAAAACAGAUCCUCGUAAGUGGGUUGGAGUGGUAGGACUGGAAAUCCAUGCCCAAAUACAUUCGAAUGCUAAACUGUUCUCUGAGUCUGGGGUUCAUUUCGCAGCACCCCCAAACUCUUUGGUGUCCUACUUUGAUGCCUCUCUACCAGGCACAUUACCAGUCCUCAACAGAAGAUGUGUAGAGGCAGCUGUGAUGACAUCCCUGGCUCUGAAUUGCACUAUAAACAAAAAGUCACUGUUCGACAGGAAACAUUAUUUCUAUGCAGAUCUGCCCGCUGGAUACCAGAUCACCCAGCAGAGGCUUCCCAUUGCAGUGGCUGGGAGCCUCACCUACAACCUCUUGGUAAGACAGAAGUGGAACCAGGUGGUCACAAAAACCAUUAGAAUCAAACAGAUACAGCUGGAGCAGGACAGUGGAAAGAGCCUGCACGAUGACACCAGGAGCCAGACUUUAAUAGACUUGAACAGAGCAGGAGUGGGUCUGAUGGAGGUGGUGAUGGAGCCUGACAUGUGCUGCGGUGAGGAGGCAGCAGCCGCAGUCCGGGAGCUCCAGCUGAUCCUGCAGGCGCUGGGGACCUGCCAGGGUAACAUGGCAGAGGGUCAGCUGAGAGUGGAUGCUAACGUUUCUGUACAUCAACCUGGGGAGCCACUUGGCGUGAGGACCGAGGUAAAAAACAUUAACAGUGCCCGGUUUCUGGCCAGAGCAAUAGAUUAUGAAAUUCAGAGGCAGACAGAUGUCCUUGAGAGUGGAGGAUGGAUAUUGAAUGAGACGCGGUCCUUUGAUUAUAAAUCAGGACGUACUACACCUAUGAGAGAUAAAGAGGGGCUACAAGACUACAGGUUUAUGCCGGAGCCCAAUCUGCCUCCACUGAUCGUGUACGACAAUAAGACUGUCCCAGCUCAUGCUGAUCCCCAGCAGGUGGUGAAUAUCGACCAGAUCAGAGAGAGGCUUCCGGAGCUGCCCAAUGUCAGGCGGAGCCGGCUUGUGGAGCAAUAUGGGAUUCUUCCUGAGCACAGCUUUACCUUGGUAAAUGAAGAUGGCUUGAUGGAAUAUUUUGUGAGUGUUGCGCGAGAGACCAAGGCAGAGCCAAGAAAGAUAAUUGGCUGGAUUAUUAAAGACCUGCUUGGGCUUCUCAAACAGCACAGCCUGAAUGUCAGCCAAAGUCCCAUCUCCCCGAUGUCUAUGGCAGAGCUUCUUAACCUGUUGGAGGCAGGAACAGUUUCAUCCUCGGCAGCAAAGCAGGUGUUCCAGGAGCUGUGGAAGGGAGCUGGGAGCAGUGCUAGCCAGAUUGUCCAGAAACUGGAUCUGGGGCUGCUCCAGGACCGCAGCACCCUGGAGCAGAUCUGCAGGACUGUCAUUGACAGCCACCAGGAGGAGGUUAGAGCAAUCAGGGGAGGAAACAAGAAGGUCCUCAACAAGCUGAUUGGCUUGGUUCAGAGAGAGCUGAAGGGUAGAGCUGAUCCUGUGCAAGUUAAAACAAUACUGGAAGAGAAAACAUUGUGACAAGCAAGCUGCUGUUGAAAGGGCACUCUUAUCAAAUGGCUAGAAGCUGCUUAAAAUCUGUGGAUAUUUUUGCAUUGACAUACAUGCUUGUGCGUGUUUGUCUGACGUUGUUCUGUAAUCCUUUUCCUAAAUAAAAUUAAUGUUUUGUUUUUUUAACUCUUCA